Molecule: messenger RNA, 1872 nt
Organism: Aspergillus fumigatus Af293
Lineage: Eukaryota; Fungi; Ascomycota; Eurotiomycetes; Eurotiales; Aspergillaceae
Exons: 2
Coding region: 1-1872 (623 amino acids)
Source: RefSeq, a predicted model, not a curated record
AUGGCUGGACAGCCUACAACGCCUCAACGACGAGGAUCAUGGACCAAGGUCGUCAUAUUUGUCUCGCUAUAUGUCUUGUUACUCGAGUCGCUCAUCGAAUGGGUGCUCGUGAUAUAUCUGUUCGUCAAUCAACAAGUCGAUUCAAAGAUGCUGCCCAGCUUGGUUCUGAUUCUUAUCGCGAGUCCAAGGAUUCCGGCGGCAAAAGAACUUCUUGCAUGGCGUGUGCACGUAUCUGCUGCGGCUGACAAUAAUCGUCUGGGUAGCAGCGAGUGUGGCGGGCUUGGUGAUCAUUUCGCAGCAGAUUUCAUGUCUUCCGGACAGUACCAACGGUGGUUUCUGGAAAACCGGUGUCAGCUGUGCGCUUCACAGAGCUGCCGUUAUCAUUUCAGUUCUAUCCUUGUGAGUGAUGGCAACUCCCCAGUUGUUAUGGGAAAGGUGUUGAUGAGAAUCUUCAGUAUUACCGUCUGCCUCUAUUUCUGCUCCCGUGAGCUUUGUCGCCGACCUUACGACGUGUCUCUGUUGGGGGUAUACUCGCAACGGCAGCCAAUCCGCAGCGACAGUGUUUAUUCCCAAACAAGCUUCGACAGAGAAAGCUGCCUGUCGAAUGACAUAUACUAUCUUUGCCGUGGCCCUGAUGUCACGUUCGGCACCCAGGGAGUAUAUAUACCGUCCAGCAACGACGACCUUAUGGAAAAAGCCUUUUCGCCAACUAUUCAACAUCCUCGACCGAUACGGCCAAAGUCUCAACUUCGGCUUGAUACAGACCAAGCAUGCGAAGCAGCAGAGAUCCUGUCAGGGACAACUCUUGCUUCCACAGGUAAAACAUCGCUCACGGAAAAAGAGGCAGUCAAGUUGACUAACUUGGCCCCAGUGUCUCGCACCCCUACUGUCGCAACGCUGAAAACUGCAAGCGAGGUUUCGUCCCAGAACCCACCCUGUGCAGAGCUGUCUGGAACUCCCGAGGUUCCUCCGAUCUCUUCUUCACUGGGACACUCGGGGCAAAAGUCGUCCAUAUCAUCUCUUUGCAGGUCCCUUCUCAAAGUCCUGCCCAUAUCAAUUCCUCUGUCGGCAGAUCCUCAGAUCCGCGCCCUAGCUGAAGCUGAUCCCCAUCGGGGUGUCGAACAGCAGGCACGGAGGGACGGUGUUACUGUAGGGCAGGAACAGACUGAGCAGUCACCAAACUCUUCACCCAGCCAGCACCCUUCCCCCUCUAUAGCUGAUGGAUCUUCUGAGAUGGAAAGCUUCAUCGCAGGAGCUCAGUUGAAAGGACCUUCACGCCCCCGGUCAAUGACAGCAAACUCCGCCGAUGCCCCCGAAGUCGUGGCACCCCCAGCCACAGUUCACAGAUCCAAUACUUCAAAUACGCUCCCUGCCUAUCAGCCCCAGCACCCUGCUUACAUGCUCAUCCCCCCAAAUCAAAUCGCCCGACGGCCGAUGGACCGACCUCCCAAACGCCGCGUUUCCCUCAUGGAACCUAACAUGGUAGCCCGUCGUCACACGCAUCGCUACAACCAAAGACAAAGACCAAGCUACCAGUUCGAUCCAAACCACAUCCCCCGCCACACGCAGAGCCAUUACCACCGCCCUCACCACCGCCCUCACCAGCAGUUCGAGCAAUGCCGUACCAGGGGCCCGGCCUGGCGCAGAAAUGACGCUGAAUUCAUCUAUCCCAGCACGAGGAGGCCUCGCAGCUCGACUUGCGGUGGGAUCGCUUCGCUGGGUUACGGACCCCUGGACAGUAUCAGGGAGACAGGUUCGUCCGUGGACGAGGCUCGAACGGCCGUGACGCUUGACGACCAGGGGGGCCGCACCAUCCUCAAUAGGAAUACGUACCGUGGUGCCAAUCGCAUCAGUAUGCAUAGAUUUAGCUAG